Dermacentor andersoni is the source of this 3073-nucleotide messenger RNA. Its product is annotated as neural cell adhesion molecule 2-like. Lineage: Eukaryota; Metazoa; Arthropoda; Arachnida; Ixodida; Ixodidae. Gene Ontology annotation, molecular function: protein binding. The record is from RefSeq and is a predicted model, not a curated record.
UGUCAUCGAUCCCACGUGGCGGCGGGGGCCUUUCUUCUGCACGGCGGCAGGCCCCCCUACUUCUGUCUUUGCGGGCCGGCUCCGUCUGUUCGUCGCCGGUCGUGUGUGUGCGCGCGCGCGGCAGCCGCGUGUCCCAACGGUGACUUGGCGUCAUUAUGUGCCCGACCUGUUGGAUUCGUAUCGGUCGCCUGCUCCACUGCACGCUGACGCUGCUCACUCUCGGAGUAUCGCCACUGGUGGGCCUGCAGCCGCUCGAGACACCGCGCAAAGUAACGGUGCUGCUGACGGAGGGUGCGACCGCCGACCUGCCCUGCGACCUGGGACCGCGCUCAGACCCGGCGGUCAAGGUCUGGUGGCACCGGGCUGACGACCCCACCACGGCGCUCUACACGCUCGACCCGCCUCCAGGGCGCCGCGGAAACCUGAUGCAGGCGCGUCACUCGGUCGCUGAGCCUCUGCGGGGACGCGCUCACUUCUCGGCCGUGCGCAGGCCCGCACUGCUGGCCAUUUCGUCACUGCGCUACGAGGACCACGGCCUCUACGUUUGCAAUGUCGAGUACAAGCAUGGCAGCCGCAGGAGCUACGACGUUGAGCUCCACAUUGUCGUGCCGCCGGGAAGACCUGUUAUUCUCGAUGAAAAUCUAUCCGUGCUCAAUGGAACGGUGGGGCCGAGCAAUGAGGGAAAUCUCCUCAUUCUCAACUGUCACGUCCUUGGAGGCAAGCCCGAGCCCCGAGUGACAUGGCGUCAGGGUUCCACGCACCUGCACCACGUGUUUCACCGCAGCGAGCAGGGAGUGAAGAAGGCCACGCUGCACGUGAGGAGCCUGCGGCGCGACCACUUGGGAGCAGUGUUCACCUGCGAGGCGAGCAACAGCAACCUGACCAGGCCGGCCUCCACGUCGGUCACUCUCACCAUGAACCUGAAGCCCGUACGCGCGGUCAUCCGGGGCAAGCAAGACUUCCUGUCAGCCGAGUUCCGCGCCGAGGUGGAGUGCGAGGCCGAGGGCUCACUGCCACCGGCGCUCGUUUCCUGGUGGCUGGACGGCGUGCGCCUGAACGCCUCGCUCGCCCAGACACGGCUGUCGGCAGGCGGCAACGUCACCACCUCGCUGCUUGGCUUCGUGCCCAGGGCCAGGGACAACGGCCGCCAGCUCAGGUGCGUCGCCACCAACCCCAGGAUGCCUGGCCACGAAGAGGUCGCCGACGUCUGGCUCCUGCAGGUUCACUACAAACCCCGGGUGAGCUUGGCCUGGGGCAACCGGGUGAACCGGUCCAGCAUCGUGCAGGGCACAGACGUCUACUUCGAGUGUGAGGUGGACGCCAACCCGCGGCUCAUCGAAGUCUCGUGGCGAUUCGAAGGCCACGAGCUCGCCUCUCGCCUCGGGAACUUCAUCGUGAGCAACCAGUCGCUGGCGCUGCGCGGCGUCCAGAGCUCAAAUUCGGGCCACUACUCGUGCGUUGCUGCCAACGCUGAAGGAGCUUCCGAGUCCAACAGGGUCUUCCUCAGAGUCCAGCACCUUCCGGUGUGCGACCCGAACCUGCGGACGAAGUACACCGUUGCCCGCCACGAGGAGCUGCGAGUCCACUGCUCGGUAUUGGCAGACCCGUGGAACGUCAGUUUCCACUGGUCAUUGAAUGGCUCCUCGGGUCAUCGGCGAGACCUGCAGUGGGCGGUCUCGUCCACGACCGACGCCCGUGGACUCGUCACCAGCUACCUGCGCUACACACCCAGGAAUGAGUCUGACUUCGGCACGCUGAGCUGCUCUGCUCGCAAUGCAAUCGGUCUGAUGAUGCGCCCGUGUAUCAUCCACGUGGUUCCAAUUGGUCCACCGUUGCCUCCGCAACACUGCAAUGUGAGCAACCAGACCAUGGGCGCACUUCGCGUGGACUGCGAAGGAGGCGCUGAACCAGGUCACAGCUUUCUGCUCGAGGUGCACGAGCUUCAGCGGCGCCGAUUGGUUGCCAACUUGAGCUCGCCGACGCCGUCCUUUUGGGUGGACGACGUGCCUCCGGGCACCAAGUACACGCUGCUCGUCUACUCGUUCAACGGCCGCGUCCGAUCGGAGCCCGUGUUACUCAGCACACACACGUUGGCCAACGCUGCGCAGGGCUUUUCCGAGCCAGGACCCCCCUGGCUUGUCUCAUCGAACAUCUUGGUCUCGUUUCUCGUCGUGGCAAUCUGUUUGCUGGUGGCGAUUCCCUUUAUCGUGCUUAUCGCCAUCAAGUACAAAGCGAAGACCCCUGAAGACCGAGCCCGAGGCGUUGAUCAGGACAAGCAAGUUCAUCAGGAAAAACACUGGAUACAGCUAUCCCAAGGAGUUGAGCACAGAAAUGAGCCAAGCAUAUUCCCUGAGGAGGCUUUUGUCACAGCCAUGACCUCCUUCCAAGCAUCUACGUCGCCAACCAGCGUCGGCUGCUCCGACGGCCCCGUCCUAUACUCCAGAAGUGUCUGCUAGGACACAGAGGCCCUGCCGGGGGUCACGCACGUCUUUGCUCAACGUCGUGCUGGGCUGGCAGCACCGUGGGCUUGUAGGAGACGACCGUCUAGUCGGGUGGCCCUGACCGACGGGAGAGAACCAGUGCGGCCACUGCCACGCCGCGCCUGUCCGCACCGCGGGGCGCGCUCGCUCGAAGAAUCCCGCGCACCAGUGGCAGUGACGACGCGGACAGCGACGCCACGAGGGGCGAAAUGAAGUCGUCGACUCCGAGAAGAGCAGAAAAUAACUGCGGCUGGAAUAGUGUGGGCUGCGUGCGGUGGGGCCGGGGUUUGGGGUGGCGACAAAAAGAAAGACUUGGCACUAUCAAUCGUGAUGUGCUCCUUCAGCAAAGUGGUUUGUGGUCCUUGCUCCGUCCCCAGUGGAAACAAAAGAAAAGAAACAAAACAAAAAAAAAGACUCGCCGGUGUCGUGUACUUGAUGUAUUGUUCUGUUAACAGGCACCCAGUUUGGUUCCUCGUGUACAAAGAGAGUGCACUUUUUGAAGCUUUUUCUCACAAACUGCCAAGAAAUCCAGUUGAUGUAUGACUAUCGUUCCUCGAUGAAUAUUGGUUGAAUAAAAAUUUAUCGGAAGUAUU